Molecule: messenger RNA, 651 nt
Organism: Triticum aestivum (bread wheat)
Lineage: Eukaryota; Viridiplantae; Streptophyta; Magnoliopsida; Poales; Poaceae
Product: 40S ribosomal protein SA-like
Exons: 4
Biological process (GO): translation
Cellular component (GO): ribosome; small ribosomal subunit
Molecular function (GO): structural constituent of ribosome
Source: RefSeq, a predicted model, not a curated record
AUGAUGCUCGCCGCCGACAUCCACCUCGGCACCAAGAACUGCGACUUCCAGAUGGAGCGCUACGCCUACAAGUGCCAAUCCGACGGUACGUCCACGCUCAAGCCCUCUUGUCCUACCAAGCGCUUGUCCUCCUCAUGGAUCUGGCUUUACCUGUGCGCCCCCGAUCUGCCGUUGGACGGCAUCUACAUCAUCAAUCUGGGCAAGACGUGGGAGAAGCUCCAGCUCGCAGCGAGGGUCAUCGUGGCCAUCGAGAACCCCCAGGACAUCAUCGUCCAGUCCGCCCGCCCCUACGGCCAGCGCGUCGUCCUCAAGUUCGCGCAGCACACCGGUGCCAACGCCAUCGCCGGGAGGCACACCCCUGGUACCUUCACCAACCAGAUGCAGACCUCCUUCAGCGAGCCACGCCUGCUCAUCCUCACUGACCCAAGGACCGACCACCAGGAUAUACUAGUAGUGUGUGUUAGAUGCAGCUAUGUUGAUGACGGAGUUCUUGCGUGAUGCAUCUACUGGCUCUAGGCCAGGAUGGUUCUGCAGAUUCCCAGAGAUCGACCGUCCUUGCAUGAUGUGAAUCGAGCUGCUGCUUGGGACAUUGCGUCUCAGCAUUUGUUCAGUGGGUUUGACACACAAUUUCAAUCAGUCCAAAGUGAUUAG